CGAGAACGCGCAUUGUGCUACGUCAUUGCCCGCUCCUAAAGUGUUUGAAUGUGUGUGGCGCGAGAUAUCACGAAUCGUGUUAUUAAUAAUAAUAUACUUGAGUGAUUACUAAAAAAGGAUACCUGAACAGCCAGGAGCAAAACAUAAUGUUAGUGCAUAUUGAUGUGGAGCAUCAGCGAGCCAGCAUUCACAGUUCUUUAAAUUGAAAUGUCUUCUGAAAAACUGUUGAUAGUGCAAUAACGUUAGAAGAACUGACUGUGUAUUUCCUAUGUCGGCUCCCCAUCAGACAUCAGUAGUCAGCACCCCUCUCCCUCUGCCCACCCAUUUCUCUCAUGCCCAGCAGUCCUUUUCACUAAAGAAACGGAGACCUCCCUUCUCUUCCUCAUCAUCUUCCUCCCUGUCUCCAUCACGGCCAUUAUCUCAUUCUUUACCACCACGGCCUCCAUCUAAAGGAUGCCCUCCGCUCAGUCGAGUGUUCCACCAUCGCCCCACUCCAUGGACACCUUUGUCACGCUCCCUUAUAGACUCACCCCCUCCUUGCUCUGUGUACAAUCCAUCCCGACCCCAGACCUUUUUCGACCAGUGCUUUACCAACCUGGGCCUGAUUGGACGAGGUUCCUUUGGUGAAGUUUUCAAGGUGGUGAGUCUUGUGGACGGCUGUCAGUAUGCUGUCAAACGUUCAGUGCAGCGUUUCCGUGGUGAGGUUGAACGAGCUAGAAGCAUUGCUGAGGCUUGGAAUCAUGAGGGACUGCACCCACAUCCUUAUGUGCUGGGCUUCAUUGCGGCUUGGGAGGAGGCCGGUCACCUCUACAUCCAGACUGAACUCUGCUGUACCAGCUUACUGCUAUACGCUGAAGAGACGCCAUUUCACACUGGUGAGACAAGAGCCUGGACGUACCUGUGUGACAUGCUCUCAGCACUUGACCACUUGCAUGCUAAUGGGUUUGCCCACCUGGACAUCAAACCAGCAAAUAUUUUCAUUACAAAGUCUGGACGGCUCAAACUUGGAGAUUUUGGCUUGUUGAUCAAGCUUCCUACAGAUGCCCGAAAACAAGUGAUAGAGGGAAAGAGAGAAAUAAAGACAGAGGACGUUGAUUUACAGGAAGGAGACCCGAGAUAUAUGGCUCCUGAACUAUUGAGAGGAGAGUAUGGGACUGCUGCAGACAUCUUUAGUUUGGGUGUUUCUAUCCUGGAGUUGGCCUGUAACAUUGAGGUUCCUAAAGGAGGAGAUGACUGGCAGUAUCUCAGAAUGGGUCACUUACCAGCAGAAUUCACUAAUGCACUUUCAGAAGACAUGCAGUAUAUGCUACGGCUUAUGCUAAACCCAGAGCCCUGCAAAAGAGUCACCGCACAGCAGCUGCUCUCUCUGCCAUCUGUCUGCAAACGCAAGUGGAGAAGACAGCUUUCCCUCUGCAUCAUUGAGAGCUUUUUGUCCUUAUUCCACUGGUGUCAGUCCCUGCUUACAGCCGGUUGGAAUUUCAUAUCAUCUCUCAAUCUGCUGUUUACCUCUGUUUAUGAGUCCUCGUCAACCUGUACUCCUCCAAGAGAGAGGUGGGAGAGAGAUGCAGAUGUAAGCAACAUUUACUCAGACUCAGAAAGCCCAGUUCCUGACUAUGUGUUCUCUCCAGACGGCCAUGAACACUCUCCCACCUUCACUCACAGAGCCCAGGCACGCAUAUCUGUUGGCAGUACUUCUACGCCACUCCCAAACACACACAUGAACACCACACACACAUCAGUGCACAGCAAGCACGGUCACUCUCCCUCCAGUAUCUAUUCCAGCAGCAGCUCGAGCUCCCAGCACAGUAUCACAGACUCACCCUGCAGCCGAGAGAAAAGCUGGAUCACUGCUGAGCUGUCUGAUAAAAGUACCUUUGAGCCAAAGAACUUGCUUAGUCUUUUUGAUGAGGCCACCACAGAAAGCAAGCCUUGAGUUGUGAAUGCAGCGCUCUUAUCAUUAUAGCUAAUGUAGAAUUUUAACUUAGUUGCCAUCUGACCUUUUGUAAGAUAACUUUCCUUUAUGUGGGGAAGCAUUUAAAGGCAUUUAAACCUGGUUUGAUUAUAGUUUUUGUUGGUUUUUUUGUGUUUUGUUUUUUGGCUGAUGCAAGUGUGACAUAGUUUGGCAAGACCUCAGAAGACUUGAGAUACAUGUAUAUCUUUAAGAGAAAAUUAUAUCCUGUGUAAAUUGUACAAAAAUUUUGCAACAUGUUGGCACUUCUGUCUGAAUAAACCAACUAAUAAACCAAUAAUAAACCAACAUUUGCCCGGGGUCACUUCAGACGCAAAAAAGCAGCUCCACAACCAGAAGAUUGAACUAGAAGUUCUAGUUAAAAAACAGCCAGAAAAGUUAUGUGAGGUGUGCAUAAGCUGGACAGAUUCUACAAUUUGAUUACAUUAUUCUGGGCUGACAGUGGCAGCUGACAUUUCCUAGUGUUAUUUGUCUAGACAAUUGUCUAAAAGUCUAGACUGUUUAAUCAUGAUAUGCAUACACCCUUGGCCUCUUAAAUUCUAACACACUUGUUCCAGUUUCUCUAGGGCCUGUUGUUUCAGUGUUCCUUUUUACCUUCCUAGUAACAUAAACAUGCACAAGGACAUUUUUUUUCUGAUUAAAACAUAAGUAUAGAACUUUUUCCAUAAAAUUUCUAUAAAGCACUUGAUUAUUAUUAUUUUUUUUUUAUUAAAUCAGGGGCAAUAUUUUUGUUAACCAAUAUAAAUUAAAUUUAUUAUUAAAAAUUCUUUUUUUUUUUUGCUGAAUAUUGCUUGUGUUGUAAGGUUGAAUGAGAUACUCAGAUACUUGAAUGAGGUACUCAGUUAUCGGUAUUGGGCAGUAUGAUGUAAUAUUAGUGUAGAAGCCACUUGUUUUAACUGGCAUAAAUGCAUAAACAAUCCAUUUUGUAGCUUGUAUUUCCAGUGAUUGAAAUGAGUUUCAGGUCUUAAAAAAUAUUAAAAAGUAUUAAACUG
Labeo rohita (rohu) is the source of this 2961-nucleotide messenger RNA. It is a transcript of the gene pkmyt1, whose product is annotated as protein kinase, membrane associated tyrosine/threonine 1. Lineage: Eukaryota; Metazoa; Chordata; Actinopteri; Cypriniformes; Cyprinidae. The record is from RefSeq and is a predicted model, not a curated record. Bases 269 to 1933 code for a protein of 554 amino acids. Gene Ontology annotation, molecular function: protein kinase activity; ATP binding. Gene Ontology annotation, biological process: protein phosphorylation. The transcript has 8 exons.